Messenger RNA from Bolinopsis microptera, 1137 nucleotides. RefSeq lists its product as uncharacterized. The transcript has 7 exons. The record is from RefSeq and is a predicted model, not a curated record. NCBI's taxonomy places the organism in Eukaryota, Metazoa, Ctenophora, Tentaculata, Lobata, Bolinopsidae. The coding region runs from base 24 to 881 and encodes 285 amino acids.
CACUGGAACAGUGCCCACGUAUCAUGGCGGCAGCAGGGUUGAGUCCCAACUUUGCUCCCAUGGUAACACACAGCAUCCAUUGUCUCACCGUGGAGGAUAUCCGUUUAUAUUUCAAACCCAACGCAACAGAAGAUAACGGUAUCCCAACCGUGAACUUAGAUGCUAGGAGCAGAGAGAGAAUUCUUCCCAACGCACCUCUGAUCGGAUAUGAUGACGCCUUCAAAACUAAGGCUCUAAAGAGUUUCGACUUGGUGAUGAGGAACAUGAAUAGAACCUGGUGGGGUAUCCCGAAAUACAGCGUCUUGGAGAAGGUAGCUCACGCACUGCACAUGGCAGAGGCUUGGGAAAAUGCUAUGGGGGAGUACAAGAUGAUUGAGAGACUGUUGGACCCAGAAUCCGAUCUCUGUUCUUGUGUCAAAGAUAUCGAGAAUAACGGAAUCAUCAACCAUCUAAACCUCAUCGCUUUCAAGAUAAGAUACCCUGGGAUUACCUCUGGAAAUAAAAAUAUCACAAAUCAGUAUUUGGCUCCAGCAUAUCCGACCGACCCCGCUAUCGAAGAUGCGCACGUAAGAGAGAAGCGAAGCUACAACAGCGGCGUAAUAAUUUAUUCAGUAGGGGGCCCCCCUGAUCCUCCAGGGCAGACGCAGACGGCGCGUAGAUCCUUGAGUUUUGACGAUAUUGACUUCGAUCUCUCGGAUAUAGAGCUGCUUACGGACGUAGCGGAGAAACUGGUUGACAAUCAACAGCCGAUGGGAUAUCAGAUCGACAGUGCCGAACAUUGGGAAUACUGGAGGAACAUGCUGAAACUACCACAAGAUGAAUCUUACUACUAUGAUCUCGCUAUGUUCAUGUUCUGCAAGCUCAACCAACCAGAAAGAUGAACAGAAAGAUGAACAGUAUACAUAUAACGUGAUGAUUCACGAUGAUAAUUUGAAAGUCGAGUCUAUUAUUCGUACUUUUAUUUGACCUUGUAUUUAUCAUUUUUAUACUUUCAACGUUUAAAAUUAUCCUCUUUUAACAGUCCCAACUAAACUAGUUGGUCUAGUUAAACUAGACUAACUAGUGACUGAUAAAAGCAUUUUAAUUUUUUGGGCGAUAAAAGGUUUACAUUGUACUACAAUAUUAUAUUUUGCAUUG